This is a messenger RNA of Aspergillus neoniger CBS 115656, 914 nucleotides long. RefSeq lists its product as uncharacterized. The transcript has a single exon. The record is from RefSeq and is a predicted model, not a curated record. NCBI's taxonomy places the organism in Eukaryota, Fungi, Ascomycota, Eurotiomycetes, Eurotiales, Aspergillaceae. Bases 356 to 829 code for a protein of 157 amino acids.
UCUAGUUGGACACGUGAACGUGACAUACGGCCAAAUGUUUCAGCAGGCAAGCACAGGGCAGUAUCGACAAGUGGUUUCACUCGCACUAGCGCUCUGCGUUCAACAUCAAGCUUCAAUUAGUGCUCCCGUUUCAGGAGUAGCAGGCAAUCCCAUAUAGUCUAUACAUACUUGGAAGCAGCUCCAGCUUAAACAUCUCUCGCAUUCACUCCGUCCGCUUUCUCCCUCAUCUCUACUCCGAACCCAACCGCUCCCGUUUAUUCACUCCACCCUGCAUAUACGCAUUUUUGCUGGCUCAUCGUCAGUGAUCCAUUUAAUACAGGUUGCAGGCGCCGCUGCUUUUGGUACAGAUCAAUAUAUGCUUUGCAUCAAUCUCAUUUUUCUCUUUCAAUUCCUUUCCUUCCGCACAUUCAUCAUUACCAUCCCCGGCGCGCCUGCCAUCAGUGCCGUAAUAAGCCACUGCACGAAGGCAUGGCGUCCCUAUCCAUUAUAUCAUAUUCCAUCCCACCCCAUAUUCUUACAUAUUAUAAAGACUUCAACGUUUACGGUUAAUGGUCUGUUUGUCAUUGUCGUUACUGUCCACCCUUUGGGUCGUGAAUCAUGCCAGGUUUCCAGGGACUACUUAGGAGUGUGCUUUGGUGUCAUGUUCCCGUUUGUUUCUUUGUGCGUUGCGUAUCGGAGUCCUCUCUGCUUUUGUGCUCAAGAGGUCAUCGAGUUCAUGUUUGCUUCUCGCUAUAGCUACUUCGCUUUCUCUCUCUCUCUCUCUCUUUUCUCUGUAUCUUCUGAGGUUGGAAAGUUGGCUGGUAGGAGUGGUAGUGGAGUAUGCAUCUGAUAAUCGAAAUAUUAGCUUGGGUACUAUCGACUGAUUGAUUGAUUCACUCAUGUGGUGAAUCUAUAGAUGGGCAAGUACUACUAGU